Messenger RNA from Melospiza georgiana, 2809 nucleotides. It is a transcript of the gene MRS2, whose product is annotated as magnesium transporter MRS2. Lineage: Eukaryota; Metazoa; Chordata; Aves; Passeriformes; Passerellidae. The record is from RefSeq and is a predicted model, not a curated record. Gene Ontology annotation, molecular function: magnesium ion transmembrane transporter activity. The transcript is spliced from 11 exons. Gene Ontology annotation, cellular component: mitochondrial inner membrane. The coding region runs from base 1 to 1584 and encodes 527 amino acids. Gene Ontology annotation, biological process: mitochondrial magnesium ion transmembrane transport.
AUGGCUACGAACUUCCAGGGCGCCACUGGGUUAUCUCAGAGCGCUCAGAAAUACAGAAGCGGGUUGGCAGGACCCACCACUCCACAGCCGCCCGGGCCCCAGCCUGAUCCCGCUCCUCGCAGGCCGCGCCGGGGCUGCCGUCACCGCGCCGGGCUCCUCCUCGCCGUCCCGGCCCGGGCUCCUCCCUCGCCGCGGCUGCGCGCCGGGAGCGGUGCCGGGCCGAGGGGCCGAGCGGGGUCGAUGCUGCGCGGGGCCGCGCUGCUCCCCCGCGCCCUGGGCGGCGGCGGCGGCUGCUGUUGCUGCGCGGCCCGCGGCUGGGCGGGCGCGGCGGGCGGCGGCUCCCGCCCGAGGGCCGCCCCGGGGCUGCCGCCGGGCCGCGCCUGGGACCGGCCCGCGGCCGUGGCGGCGGUGCCGCUGGGCGCCCGCGGGCUGCGCUGGGCCGGUAAAUUGUACCAACAUGCCCCGACUGAGAGCUCCCAAGCCACCCUGGCCAGCGUGUCUCCUGUUUUUGCCGUGAUGAAGUUUGACAAAGAGGGAAAUACUACCUAUUUUGAAAAGAAGAAAACAGAAUUGUACCAGGAGUUGGGUCUUCAAGCUCGAGAUCUAAGAUUUCAACAUGUGAUGAGCAUUGCAACCAGGAACAACAGGAUCAUCAUGAGAAUGGAGUUCUUGAAGGCUGUCAUAACACCAGAGUUUCUUCUGAUACUAGAUUAUCGUAAUUUAAGUCUGGAACACUGGCUCCUCAAUGAACUAGCAUCUCAGCUGGCUGGGGAAGGUCAACUAGUCACAUAUUCCCUGCCCUUUGAAUUCCGAGCCAUAGAAGCAAUUCUGCAGUACUGGAUCAGCAAACUGCAGGGAAGACUUAACACUUUGCAGCCUCAGAUCCUUGAGACACUGGAAGCCCUAGUGGAUCCCAAGCUUUUAUCCGUGGAUAGGAGUAAACUACAUGUUCUUCUGCAAAAUGGCAAGAGCUUGUCAGAACUGGAAACAGAUGUUAAAGUCUUCAAAGAAACGAUUCUGGAGAUCUUAGACGAAGAAGAAGUAAUAGAAGAACUCUGUCUGUCUAAAUGGACUGAUCCACAAGUAUUUGAGGAGAGUACAUCUGGGAUUGACCAUGCAGAGGAAAUGGAGCUGCUGUUGGAGAAUUAUUACAGACAAGCAGAAGAUCUUUUAAAUGAAGCUCGUGAACUCAGAGUACUGAUUGACGACUCAGAAAGCAUCAUCUUUAUCAACCUGGACAGCCACCGUAAUGUGAUGAUGAGGCUGAACUUGCAGCUGACCAUGGGGACUUUCUCUGUCUCUCUCUUUGGACUCAUAGGAGUUGCAUUUGGUAUGAACUUGGAGUCAUCCCUUGAAGAGGACCCCAGGAUAUUUUGGUUGGUGACAGGGAUUAUGUUUCUGGGAAGUGGUCUGAUCUGGCGGCGCUUACUUUCCUUCCUUGGGCGGCACCUGGAUCCUCCGCUACCUCCUCACGUUCCUGCAGCUUUGAAAAAAUCCCAACCAGCAGCUGGAAGAGUGGACAUAAAGACCAGUCUUAAAGGAGAAACAUUUGGGCUGAGCAGAAGCACAUUAACAAACCAGUAGGAACAGCAGGAAUGAAGAGACUUCCGUUGUUACAGGGUGGACUUUGGACUCUUUCCUUGUAUUUGCUCUUCCUUACUGAAAACUGCAAGAAUUUCUAAACUUGCUAAUUUAAUAUAUAUUUUGUGCCAAAACCCUACAACGAAAUUUUUAAUGCUCAUGCACAUAAGGAGAGAAACAUGAGGGCAAAUAGCAAAAUGCUUUCUAUAGUAGUUUCACCUCCACCCCAUGUAUGUGCCUUUAGUUUUCUGUAUCACAUACAUGUACUUACUUUUUGGGCAUUCUCAUUUGUAGUGUUUCUGUCAAAUACUGCUUUGCUUAAUGGCCUUUAUUACAGAGAACAGAAUUUUUGGCUUAAAGAAGGAAGCAGUCAGAAUUUAUCAAUAAUUCUGGUUCUGAACUGCAGAUUUAGGAAUCUGACUUCAAAAAAAAAUCCAUUCCAAGAGUGACUUCCUGAAUGGAUUUUUAAGACCCUAUUUAAUUGCAGAGAACAGGUUUUCCAAAGCAAAAAGCAUACCUGCAUCUCUCAUGAAGCAUGACUUCUAGAUCGGAGGCAAUGAGAAAAAAGGAGCAAUAAAAGGCUUUGAAAUGUAGCUGCUAAUCUUGUAUGUUCCUUAACAAUUAAUUUAGGCUCCAAACAGCAGUUCUAGGAACAGGACAAGUGGGCCUAUGGAUAAUGCCCACUUGAGUUUUCCAUCUGAUACUGUUUCAACACACAUUGGUACAGCUGCAGUUUAACACCUCCGUGUCUUGUCAUAAUUCAAAUUCUGGUAAAAAUCAUCGGAUGGGUUGUUUGUUUUUCUUAAGGUAGGAUGUGCUUUCUCUCUUCCCUCCAAGACAAAGCAUGGACUAGCCUGCGCCACAGUAAGUAGCCAGGUUAGUUAAAGGUGUGGAAGCCUGUUGUCCUGUGAUAGGCUGCAGGAAGGAGUAAAAGUCUUAUGGCAACUAUUUCUGUUGUUCUUAGGACUUCUCUUUAAGGGUGUAGUUCUCCACUGGUUUCUCUCAGGUUGUAGAGGAAGCAUGAAAUGUGUCUAAAUCAUGUCACACUCUGUCCAUUUCUUCUUUGGGAUUUUUUAAUCUAUCUGUAAACACAGUGAGCUGCUCCUUAGAUGCUACCAUGUAAAUCAUUGUACUGGCAGGGUUGAAAAGACAGUAGCUGUAGCUGUGAAUAUUCUUCUCAGGACUAAUGAGUCAAAGAUGGAAAUAAAAAGGUUCUUAAAUUAAAGUU